AAAGCGAACUCUGAGUUCAUGACCUCAUGCAACCUAGAGAGAUGUGCAGGCUUCACAACUCAAAUAGCUAUCAGUUCAUGGAUUUUUUUAAACGAGGAUGAAUACGAGAAACCUUACACUUUACACACAUUUUGGAUUUCUAAAGGCGCAAGAUACUGCCAUUUUAUUGCUUACACUAUACAAAAAUCUGUAUCCAAAAUGAUUGGCACUUUUACAUUUGAUUGUACUACUUGCUUUCGGUUUCUACUGGAGCUAGUUUUAAAGCUAACGCUAUAGCCGUUAUUUGUUCACUGAUGUGAUUUUAAAGCACUGCGGAUAUACCUAGUUCAUUUUGCUGGUGGUUGGUGUCAUCAAUAUGUCUGGGAGUCAUUCUAGCUCUGACGACAGCAGUGAUUCAAGAAAAAGGCCUCCGGAGAAGGAUUUAGACCCAGACACAAGUCCUAAACGUCCGAAUUGUGGUAAGUUUUGUUGGGAAAAAAUCAAAAUGAACACGCAUAAUUUCGUUUACCAUAUUUCGUAUUAUAGAGGAUAAUGUUCAGCUCAAAAUUCUUGUACCAUCUAUCGCUGCUGGAGCUGUUAUUGGAAAGUCUGGUGAAGCCAUAGGUAGAAUUCAAAAAGAAACUAACACAAAAGUCAAAAUAUCUAAACAAGAUGAAUUUUAUCCCGGCAGUGUAUCUCGUAUCCUAACCGAGCCAAGCCGGACUCAAUCGAAUUGAACUGAACUGAAUUAUAUCAGCGUAGAAGUAUUUUUCCGUAAAGGUCAACUAUUUCCAGUUGUCACACUUCAGAAAUAAGUGCAAAAAUGUAGAGAAAAAAACAAAUAAAUAGUAGAAAAAAUUUGUAGCUCAGGUACAACGGAACGUGUUUGUCUAAUCACUGGAUCAUUCGAUGGUGUUAUCAUUGUGCACAAUUAUAUAAUGGAUCGAAUUAUGGAAAAGCCUGAUCCUAAUCCGCAUACAACUGGAGAUGGUCGAUUGAAUGUUGAACGUCAUAAACAGGUGAAAAUUUUAGUACCAAACAGUACGGCUGGUAUGGUUAUUGGCAAAGGUGGAUCUUACAUUCAAGAGAUAAAAGAGAAAACUGGAGCUUAUGUACAAAUUUCUCAAAAAUCACGUGAAUUCAAUCUAUUAGAGCGUUGUAUCGUUGUUGCUGGUGAAUUAGAUCAAACAAGAGCAGCUGUCCAUCUUAUACUUGGUGUUAUCGCUGCAGACCCACAAUCAGCUAGUUGCCCAAAUCUCUCUUAUCAUGACAUUCAAGGACCAGUAGCCAGUGUUUAUCCAACCGGUUCACCCUAUGCCAUUCCAGUUAUUCCUUAUUUAUCAAAUCCUACUGCAUUGCCGAAUCCUCCAGUUGACGUUAAUUCUCCUGCUGGCGCUGCAGCGGCAGCUGUCGCAUCUAUGAUGGCCGCUGCUUCUGCUUCUGCAGCAUUUACACAUGGUCAGUCUUCAUCACAAGGUCCUGGAUUCGGUUUUUUUCCCGGCAAUCUUUCAUCGACAUCGGAUGUUGCAACACUGGCAGCUCUAGUGUCAAAUCCAGCCGCAGGAUCGAUUAUUUUGCCGUCUAUGCUUGCAAACGCUGUAAAUGGUAGAACCUCAAGUAAUAGUAUGUCGUCUGGAGAUAUAUUUUCAGCGACUGGUGCCAGUAGUAAUACUCCAUGGUCAAAUAUUUCUGGUCAAACUGGGUUCGACACUGGCCUACCGGAUCCAAAUGCUGCUACAUCGGUAAAUGUAUCAAUUGCUUUGGCGGCUUCAUCAUUUACCGCCAAUAAACCACAAGAUUCUCAGUCAACGCGGACGGCGGUAUCACCUCCGGUCUUUUUCCCAUCAUCAUCAUUCAUCCCAGGACCACUUCAUAUGUCGCCUACCGGUUUGUUUGGUUAUCCAGCACUCGGAUAUGGGAGUUUACCUUCUCAACAGAGUCAUCAUCAUCAUUUAGCUACAAGAGGUAUACCAUUAUUGUCUGAAACUUGCUCUUCACCAGCAUGCAGUACUCCGUCUACUCUGCCGUCAUUACUGACUUCACCAUCAGUUGCUGCAUUAGCUGCUCUUUCAGCUGCUGCCUCUAUAACGGCAGCAACAACUGUACUAUCCUCUUCAUCGUCACCAUCAUCGCCAUUAACCUCGUGUACUGCAAAGUCUUUACCUGUCUUACCUAAUCCUGGUACUGCUGCGGCUGCUGCUGUACUAGGUCUAUUGCCUUAUUCACCACCGUCGUUGUCAUCGCUUACAGUUGGGCCUAUCUUACCAGCUCCACCACAACCACCUUCAGCACCAACCCAAGGAACACCAUCACAGAUACUGCCUAAUGAUCCUAUGUCUAUGUCAUUUUCUAAUAUCCCAUCAGCUUCAUCAUUAUUGUUGUCACUUACCACAGAGAGUGGUGGUGGUGGUGGUAAGAAUCUACAAGGACUACAGCAACAGCAAUCAUCUCUUGUUCUGGGCGGCAGUGGAACUGUAAGUUCACCACAAGCUACUGGUGGUCUACCCUCUCCAUCCAAUCUCCUUGGACUCCAUGGACUACAAUAUCCGGGAGCAUCGGGAUCAUCUUCAUCAGCAGCAGCGUUACCAUCGAAUAUGGUUAAUCCAGUUGGAAAUUAUGUAGCUUACAGGCGUGUUUUAUCUGUACCAGAAAAUGUGGUCAAUAUUAUCUUAGGUCAUCAAGGUCGAUCAAUUAUGGACUUACAACUUGUCACAGGUACAGUGAUACAAAUUUCACAAAAGAAUAUAUAUGUGUCCGGUGGCCAGUUGCGUAAUAUCACUAUAACUGGACCACAAGGCAAUGUUCAAUGGGCAGCAAAUGUAAUUGAGCAUAUAAUCGCGAUUGAGCACAUUAAACGUGAAUCAUCAAUGACUUCAAGUCAACAAUCACUGCCAGCAAUAGAAUCUGAACAUUUUCUACCGACUAUUGGUUUGCAUUAUCCAGACUGUCAACCACAAGUACAACCACCAUUGUCAUCGGUGUCGACAGCCGCUGCUUGUGUUAUGAAUAUGAGUCAAAUUAAUAUGCCGCCAAUGAUAGCGCCAGUAACGACAACAGGAAUGAUUACAAGUAGUACAAGCAAUAAUAACAAUAAUAAUAAUAUUAUUAUUACCGGUAUGCCAUUCUCGUCAACAUCAUCAUCAUCAACAACACAACCGUCAUCAUCGUGUGAAAUCGGUGUCUCGAGAAGAUCUUGUACAUCGUCAGGUGGUGAUUCAUUAUUAUCCCUACAAACUCCUAGCAGUGAUUCAGUUCCCGUGGUAAAUGUGACAAAACGUGAUGAAACUAGCUAACUUACUAAGUGAUUUCUCCUUUCUCCCCCUCUCUCUCACACACCCUUUAUUCUAUUUGUCUUUCACACAUCAAAUGUCUCUCUAUUUUUCUCCCCUGUGGUUUUGCUUUGUUAUGUAUUGUGCGUGUGUGUGUGCUGGUGUGUGUGUGUGUGUGUAAUAUGGCGCUGUUUUUAGUUUUACUCACCGUUUCCCCUUAUCAAACACAUCUUUUGAAUCCUUUCCACUUCUUCUUUGGUUAACUUGUACUCACAUUGUGUGUGUAUAUAUAUAUAUAUAUAUGUGU
This is a messenger RNA of Trichobilharzia regenti, 3555 nucleotides long. NCBI's taxonomy places the organism in Eukaryota, Metazoa, Platyhelminthes, Trematoda, Strigeidida, Schistosomatidae. The record is from the annotation of a GenBank genome assembly.